GUGAAACUGGAAGUUGUCUUGAUUUUGUUCAGGCUCCAUUUUGAGUAAUCAGAGAAGAAAACUCAAAACCGAAGAAUAGAAAAUAAUAAAAUCCACCAUGGACGUUGCAGACCGCCUGUGUGACCGACUCCUGGCCUGGCUUGACAUUAGGAGGGACUGUGUCUCUAAGCUACUGGCCUUGGCUCGAUUCCUGGAGAGAAUGAGAGAGGCAACCAACGUAGCUCAGGUUUCCGGCAGUGCAGUGGCCGUGGUCGGGAGCCUGUCUGUGAUUGGUGCAGGGGCGCUGACCUUCUUCACAGCGGGUCUGGCCACACCGGUGCUGGUCAUGGCAGUGGGGGGCACCACGGCCUCCCUUACGGGGGCAGCAAUCAGCGCCGGCGCAUCGAUCAUUGAACAGUUCAAGUCCAGCAGCACCAUGGAGGAGGCCGAGGGGGUCAUCAAGAGGGAUUUGGAGAUCGGACAGGAGAUCCAGAAACUUCUAACAGAGUUCUCCGAGGAGUGCGAAGGGCAGGGGCUCCCCUGUGACGGAGACUCCAAGCAGCACCAAAUGACUGACCGUUUACUACAGGCGAUGGCCAGACGGAGUGGAAUUCACUUGCCUGACAACUUCCUGGAUCGGCUGAAAUCAGCCACAUUCUCAGCCGCCGUGUCUGGAUCCGUUUCAUUUUACACUGCCAUGCAGUGUAAGCUGGCCUCCCCCGUCUUCAAAAAGCUCCUCAUCAAUGUACUUCAAGAUGUGGGAUACAUAGGGUUAAAGCAGCUAACCAAAGGGGCAGCAAGGGUUGCAGGAGGUGUGUUUGGCCUGGUUCUCUCCCUCCCAGAGCUGCUGGAGUCCACAGGUGAAAUGAUCCGGGGAACCACAUCACACAGGCCAGCAAAGCCCUGCGAGAUGCAGCCCAGAACAUUGAGGAAGCCCAGCAGGAGAUCAGAGACAAGCUGAAACCCAUCCAGGAAAUGUUACAAGAGAUGGUUGAAGUUCAUCAGGCCUUUAAAGACCUGGAUGAAACCACAGACAUCACUGACAGGAAGUUCAAGAUCAUAACUGAAUAUGUGUCAAACUACUACGCAGAUGCUUUGGGAAGGCAGUGGCUUCAGAAAGAAAACAACCAGAAAAGACAGAACAGAUUGCCCCGUCCGAUACCUUGGACCAGCUUCCACUUCAGCAACAGAUGGUCCCUCAGAUAAACGUUGUGGAUCAGAUCAUACCUACCCAGGUCAUCCCUCAGGUGAGUAAAGACACUUCCCCGAUAGACCAGGUUCUUGAAAGACCACAGCUGCUAGGGAACCAGACAGAACAGAUUGCUCAGUCUAAUACCUUGGACCAGCUUCCCCUUCAGCAACAGAUGGUCCCUCAGAUAAACGUUGUGGAUCAGAUUUUACCUUCCCAGGUCAUCCCUCAGACCCAGUCCACUAGCUCCUCUGAGUCACAGAGCUCUGACCAGAGUCACUCAAAGAGCUCUCCAGAAAACACUUCUGAAGACACGGCCUCAGAGGAACCUGACCAUUCUGAAGACACAACCUCAGAAGAGAUCUUGAACCAAAUCCAGAACCAGGCCCAGCCUCUUCAUAACAGUAGUAGUAGUAGUAGUAGUAGUAGUAGUAGUAUUAGUAGUAUUAGUAGUGAGAGCACUGAGAGUGACUCCCUGAUGCGUCUGGACCAGACCGGUCUGAACAUGGAGACGCAGGACGACAGCCGGGGCAGCCAUGAGAACCGACGCAGGAACCCUCUGUCUGCCUUCCACAUUUACCUGAAGAGGAGUCACUUACCUGUGGUGGGAGGAGCAACAGGAGCGUUGGGGGGGGGGACAGGUGAAGCAGGGGGUGAGAAGGGCGGGGCAGUGGGUGAGACAGCAGGAGGGUUGGUGAGGGCCGAGACACUGGCCCCUCCCACAGUCUGUAGAGGUGACACCGGCUGUCUUAGCAACGAGCUGAUGUCUGAACUGGGGGACGAUCACCCUGGCAACCAGCAUGGCAAACAUGGGUUCAUGUGGCCCAACCAGGAGGAGAGAGAAAUGACACUGGACCUAAAGAGAUAAGAGGAAGGAGGGAGGUUUGGGAGGGAUACAAUUCAACUAGAAUGAAUACUGAAUGAAUACUGAAUGAAUACUGAAUUAAUACUGAAUUAACACUGAAUUAAUACUGUAGAUGUGGACUUCCCAGUCUUAUUUCAUAACAUCAUGUUAUGUAAUAUAUUGAUAAGGAUAGCAAGCACAUUCCUAGAAUUAUAAUCAAUCAUGUUAUGGUCAGUUAAACUUUUACUAUUUACUAGUAAUAUAACCAUGUUACAGUCAUGUUUAAAAUCCAUUUACUGGAAAUAUAAUCUGUCGUGUUUAAAAUCCAUUUACUGGGAAUAUAAUCUGUCGUGUUUAAAAUUA
Molecule: messenger RNA, 2375 nt
Organism: Esox lucius (northern pike)
Lineage: Eukaryota; Metazoa; Chordata; Actinopteri; Esociformes; Esocidae
Product: histone-lysine N-methyltransferase, H3 lysine-79 specific
Exons: 14
Coding region: 1170-2036 (288 amino acids)
Source: RefSeq, a predicted model, not a curated record